CCUCUUACUUACUUUUCGAAUUUAUUCUUAUUUCUUGCAGCUAUUUCCUUUUCGUUCUUUGUUUGAUUAUUUGAUUCUUCGUGACUUGUUUCCUCCAGAUUUUUCAGGAUGCCUCUUAGUCGAGUGGAAGAUGCAUGCGCUGCUAUGGCUUUUACCCGAUCAAAGCUUCGUAGGGAUGAAGUCUUAGAUAUCUAUUUUAAGUAUAGCUUUCCUUUCGAUUAUAGGGUAAUAUUACCCGGUGCCGAUAUGGCUGCUUCCGAUUCUCCAGGAUCUUCUUGUAGGGCGGUUCUCUUCGAAGAGCAAUUUGCUGCUGGUCUUAGGUUUCCUUUAGAUUCAUUUUUAGUAGAAGUGUGUAGGGAUUUAAAGGUUGCUCUGGGACAACUUUAUCCUGGUACGAUUAAAGUAGUGCUCGCCUUUUCGGAGGCGUGUAGGCUCCGGGGUUGUGCCCCUUCUCUCAAAGUGUUGUAUCAUUUUGUAGACUUUAGGAAGUGUGAUGGUUGCUUCGUUUUUGCCCUUGGCAGAGAAGGGCGAUCUCGUAUUUAUCUUCCUUGCCUAACCAGUCGCUGGCGAAGGCGUUUCUUUAUUGUUUACCAUAAAUUUGCUUUUCUUCAUUUUUCGGAUGGUUUUUCUUCUCACCAAGUUCGGAGCUGUCCGUCUCCUUUAAGUUUAUCCGAGUCAAAACUUGCUUUCGACAUAUCUUCAUGUAGUGUUGUAUCGCGUCCCAUUCUAGAUGUCUUGGCCAAUGCUCCCGUUGAGAUAGUGUUCCCUGUGGGUGGUGAGGUUAUUGUUGUAGAUGAUGAUGAUGACUUGGCUGAUCCGGUAGGUGACGAGGCGGUUCCGUCGCUACUUCCCCCUCUAGUAUCAUUUACCGUCUCGGGGGGAGUUGGGGGUGUGGCUUCAGAGGGGCCGAGUUUUCCUGGAAACUCUUCUUUUGCUCCGGAUUUGGUUCGGUGGGUCGAAGGUCAGGAUCCUGCUAGUUUGCUGAAUCCUAGAGUGCUAGCGGAAUAUAUCCGAACUUUGGCGAUUCCUGAUGAUGUCACGUGGUUCUGUGGUAGGCCGGGUCAGGAGCUUUCCGAUCUGGCUUGCUUUCAUGGUUUCUCUGCUCUUCAAUCUGUUCUGGUAUUGAACGACCGCCGACAGUGUGCCGAGGAGGAGGUCGAGCGUCUGUCUUCUCUUUUGGCGACUUCCGAGUCUGAAAGGGCGAAAUUGAAGGCCUCUUUGGAAGAGCAUGAUUCCCUUCUGGCGCAGCUCAAGGCGCAGGAUGCGAUUAAUGAUCGCCAAGUGAAAGUGAUCGAGAAGAAGACCGAUGACUUGACUCAAGAGAUCGAGGAGCUUAUUCGAAUCAAUUCCCUUGUUGGUGGGGAGAGGGACAGUCUAAGAUCGGAGGUUGAAGGUCUUCACAUCCGUCUGCUAGAUACGAAGGCUUUUUACUCUGCUUUGAUAAGCGAGUAUCGCCUUGCGAUUGGGAGGAAGCUUCUAGAGCAGAAUCCUAAUAUUGAUCUUUCUGGGGUUAACGGGUUGGAUCCCCAGGCCAUCGCUCGUGAUCUUCUCGUCAAGAUGUCUAAAGACCGCGUCUAGUAGUUUUUCUUUUGAUUGUAUUUGCUGAUGUACUAAUUUUGCUUUUUGUAAUUCGCAAUUUAUGAAUAUAUUU
Molecule: messenger RNA, 1651 nt
Organism: Mercurialis annua (annual mercury)
Lineage: Eukaryota; Viridiplantae; Streptophyta; Magnoliopsida; Malpighiales; Euphorbiaceae
Exons: 5
Coding region: 109-1578 (489 amino acids)
Source: RefSeq, a predicted model, not a curated record